ACUCCUGGAGCGGUGAGGGCUUCAGUCGCAUCUUGGACGCACAACGAGCGGCAGAGCGAGCACCAGAGCCUCCUGCAAUUCAGCUACACUUUAUCCACAAUAUACAUCCACAGCACUCACACUAAAACAACUCAACUCUCUUAUUUUUCAUGGAUCCGGGGGUGCCGAGCAGUUUUUGGGCGAAUCUAAAAGAUGUAAUCAACUUCGUGGAAAUAUGUGACAAAUGAGAAGUAACAUGGAGCAGUCGGCCACUCUGGACAUCGAAACGCUCAAGAUUACCCAAGAGCACUACAUCCUGGCAUCGCAGUCCCUCCACCUGCCCCGGCCUGGCUGUGAGGGUGGCGGUUGUGAGGGGGGUGGUCCGGGUGCGGUGUACGGAUGGAGGAAGAGGGGGCUCUACUUCUUUCUGCUCCUCCUCCUCGUCACUAUGAUCGUCAAUCUGGCUCUCACUGUGUGGAUCCUCAAAGUCAUGAACUUCUCCAUGGAGGGGAUGGGCAGCCUGAAGUUGAACCAGGACGGCAUCCGGGUGGAGGGAAAGUCUGAGUUUCUGUCUCCUCUUUAUGUGAAUGAGAUACAGUCCAGAGGGGAAGGUUUAUUGGUCCUGAAGUCUGAGAAGAAUGUGACACUAAACGCCCGAAAUGACCAGGGACAACUGACAGGCCAGCUGACCGUUGGAGCAGAGGCUGUGGAGGCUCAGUGUCAGAGACUAGAGGUGCGCAGCAGUGAAGGAGGAAGACUACUGUUUACUGCAGAGGAAGAGGAAGUCGUCAUGACAACAGAGAAAUUCACCAUUACAGGCUCUGAAGGAGCCGUUUUUGGUCAUUCAGUGGAAACCCCCUUAAUCCUGGCCAAGUCCGCAGAAGACCUCAAAUUGGAGUCCCCCACACGGACCCUGACCAUGGAGGCUCCACGGGGAGUGGAGGUGAGCUCGGCGCAGGGUUUUCUACAGAUCAGCGGCAGAAAAGACCUGCAGCUUGAGUCCACAGAAGGAGAGAUACUUUUAGAUGCCAACAUUAUCCAGCUGGGGAAUCUUCCAUUGGGCAUGUUUUCUAAGUCCACACCCCAGGCCUCAUAUGAACAGUCAAUAUACGAGGUUUGCGUUUGCCCCAGUGGGAAAGUUUACCUGUCUCCAGCCCAAAGUAGCUCUACCUGCCAGAUAAUGAACAAUAUCUGCCUUUGGAGUUGACUUGGGAACACCAGCUGCCAAAAUGCUGCAACUUCAAGGAUUUUGAUGGGACAGUUGUUGGAGAGAAAUUGUUUAUAUUCAAACCAAUGGAGCUCAACAGUCCUGUUCAUCUGUAGUGUUGUCAAAUUUCAAAUCUUGAUUUUGAUAUUAAUGUUUCAUUUAUGCUUGGAGGUUCGCAGCUCGGACAUUGGAGUAACAUUUUUUCCGAGUUUCUGAGUUCCAUUGGUCAAGCUGGAAAAAAAAAAGUCCAGUACAUUACAGUAUAUGUACAGUAAAGAGAAUAAAAGCAAGCAAUAAAAACUAGUAAAGCGCUCAAAUCAGCCAAAAUGCUGGUAAAUUUAUUAACCCAGUUCGGGAGUGAAAUUUUGCUUUUGUUGUCAUUAGCUGCGUGUAUGUCCAUUAGCAGACGGAGCAUAACAGUGUAUUUAUAACUGCUCAGGCUCAACUGCUGCAGGAGAAGCGGUCAGACAGUGCAGAGCAAGUGCGAAAUAACACAACAACAAUCAGUAUUUUAACGGAUCAAAGUUUAUCCAAACGCAGGGUGUAGCCAUGUUGGAUUUAACUUAAGUCAGAACACUGAAAAAAGGGCAACUGGAAUGCAGCAUAAGGAUAUUACUAACACAAAAUCGUAGUACUUUUUAAAUAUCACCAUGUGGUCGAGUACUAGUUGAAAUAUAGAUCAAUUUCCCAUUCAUUUCCCCAUAGACUGUCACAGUGAUGCGGUAACUAACAUCCAUGACAUAAUUAUUUUCAGUAAAAAACAAAAAACAAAAAAAAAACCUUAAUGUGCACUAUGUACCUUUUCUGUGGAAGGAUCUGUGACCUUCUUGUCUCUAUGGAGAUGCUUUGCCUGGAAUAUACAGCAUUAAAUUUACAUCCAUCUUGCAUUCAUUCAAUUGUAGGUGUUUUUAUUGCCCAAAACGUUCUUGAAAAAUAUGCAUCUGUAUUUUAAGUGGCUUGCCUCUCCACAGAUCUGAUCUACCACAUGAUCGAAUGACCUUGUCUUCAUAGAGAUAGACAAGUUACAUGCUAUACUUUGGGACAUUGUAGGCAAAGCAAUAACAUUUAUCAGAUGUCAAAGGUGCACUACUAUGUUUGUGGUGUAGAACUUUUCAGAAAUAUAUUGAAUUGUCAAUUAAAUGAUGUAACUAAUGCUCAUACCACAUCGCUGAUUUUAUUUUUAUUUUUUUGUCAAUUUUAUUUGAGGAAUAGGAAUAGGAAUUUGUGUCAAGAUGUAGGAGGGACAGUUGAGCUCCAUUAAAAAUCAAACAUUACAAACUGGUGGCUUGGACUCAUAAGGCACUGAGAGAAAAGAUGGCAGCUCGCUCUCAUCAGGAAUAAAAAAAAUAAAAUAAAAUAACUAGGUCAUCAUGACAAGAAAAGUACGACAUUUUAUUUUUCUACUUAUAACGACAGUUUUUAAAGAAUUCCAACACUGGUGCCUUCAGAGUUUUAAAAAUCAUUGUGGACUGGUUGAGAUGGCAUUGAUCCUUGUCUAUUUUUAAAAAGGUCUUACACAAAAGCACAAAGUAUGGUUUUCUGAAAUAGAGGUGGGCCAUAUCGACAGAACUGUUGAUUGUAAUAUUAAUGAUGUUAUAGUGUAAUGAUAAUCAGAUGCUACAACAUGCCUAUAAUUAUCACGGCUGAAAUUGAAGUAUUUUUUUGGUUGCCGGUCCUAACUCUUCAUCAUUGUAAAACUUGUGGAUACAUUCAUUCAAACUGUCUUUUAGCCAGGUUUAUAAUGGACUACUAUAAUACUUAAUCAUCUAAUUUUGAAUAUACCUUUAAAACAACCAAUUUGAUAUUGUGUAGAUAAUAUAUGUCCCACCUCUAUUCUGAAACAUGUAAGUUAUUGAAAUCGAUGCUUAAUUUGCCAUUGUAAUGUAAAAUUAAACAUGUUUUUUUUUU
Periophthalmus magnuspinnatus is the source of this 3094-nucleotide messenger RNA. Its product is annotated as zeta-sarcoglycan-like. Lineage: Eukaryota; Metazoa; Chordata; Actinopteri; Gobiiformes; Gobiidae. Gene Ontology annotation, biological process: heart contraction; cardiac muscle tissue development. Bases 224 to 1186 code for a protein of 320 amino acids. The transcript has 8 exons. Gene Ontology annotation, cellular component: sarcolemma; sarcoglycan complex. The record is from RefSeq and is a predicted model, not a curated record.